Messenger RNA from Cyprinus carpio (common carp), 1328 nucleotides. RefSeq names its product receptor-type tyrosine-protein phosphatase mu. The record is from RefSeq and is a predicted model, not a curated record. The coding region runs from base 475 to 1140 and encodes 221 amino acids. Gene Ontology annotation, cellular component: membrane. Lineage: Eukaryota; Metazoa; Chordata; Actinopteri; Cypriniformes; Cyprinidae. Gene Ontology annotation, molecular function: protein tyrosine phosphatase activity; protein binding. Gene Ontology annotation, biological process: protein dephosphorylation. The transcript has 3 exons.
GAGUCCGUCUGGUUGGGAUGUGCGACCAAAAACAUCAAUGUUUGACAGUCGAAAAACCUAAAAAAACCUUUAAAUGGCUGAUUUUUUAAUGGGUUCAUAAAGACAGCUCCUCUGUUUAUUUUCACCUGUUUAUUGCAGGAAUUAAAAGCGCAGAUGACCUGUCGGUGUUGUGUGUCCCGCGAGGAGAAUUAGGAUGAAUGAGAGCUAAUGGCAGAUGAUGUGAAGGGGAAGUCUGGUCGCACGCCGCUGCGAAAUGAAUCACAUUAAUGCUUGCUGGUGCGGUGGCAGCCCAGCGUUUAACGAUGAUAGAGUUUGGACACUUCAUUUCUGUCAUUGUGAAAUUGGCACGCGGCACGGCUAAUGAUGGUAAUGUAUGUUGAGCGGCGCGUACGGUUCGAAUCCCUCUCCAUUGCUGUUUAAGCGCUCAUGUUGUUUGGCAUUUUGCAUUAUGAAUAGGAGGAGGGCACGGAGUAGAUGUGUUCACUCAUUUCCAGGCAUUGUAAUGGGAAACAUGCUGAUAAUAUAAAUGUCUGUUCUUUUGUUGCAGGAGAUUGUGACUUCGAGAAGCCCUUCUCGUCGUGUGGAUACACCCAAGGGCGAGAUGAUGACCUGGACUGGGAACAGAUUGACACCAGUGAAAAGUCUUCGCUGGACCCGUGGGUGCCACCGGGUUCUGCGAUGAUGAUGGUGAACUCGACGGGUCGGUUCUCGGGUCAGAAGGCUCUGCUCUUCACGCCGCAGCUCAAAGAGAACGACACACACUGCGUCAUCUUCCAGUAUUACGUGGCGGGACGAGAGGGAGGACGGCCUGGACAUCUGAACGUCUACAUCAAGGAGAACAACAGCCCCAUGGGUUUGCCCGUGUGGAACACGUCUGGACCGGCUGGACGCAGCUGGAACGAGGUGGAGCUGGCCAUCAGCACGUACUGGCCCAACUUCUACCAGAUCGUCUUUGAAGCGGUGACCUCCGGGCAGCGGGGCUUGCUGGCCAUCAAGGACGUCGUCCUCCAGGGCCAUCAGUGCAGUAAGACCCGUCUCUGUCGUAAAAACACUCUCAUCACCCGCUCCUUGGCCUUUUCCUGCCACCCUCCAAAUAUCAAUAUCGUCUGUCUUUCUCCAGGCAUUGAAGUCGAGCCAUAAAAGAGAGUGUAAUAAAGAAAACAAAAGACUGAAAAGGGGAGGGAAGAAGACGAUAAAGCUUUCAUGUAAUGCUGGAGAGAUAUCAGAGUGUAAAAGAGACACCGUUAGCAGGAUGAAUGGAGGAGGAUGGAAAGGGUCAAGUGGGAAUCUGCUGUCUACUUAGGCAGUGUUCUUAUUAGGCGGCUUCU